Messenger RNA from Cordyceps militaris CM01, 747 nucleotides. Its product is annotated as 60S acidic ribosomal protein P0. The transcript is spliced from 4 exons. Gene Ontology annotation, biological process: rRNA processing; nuclear-transcribed mRNA catabolic process; ribosomal large subunit assembly. The coding region runs from base 1 to 747 and encodes 248 amino acids. The record is from RefSeq and is a predicted model, not a curated record. Gene Ontology annotation, cellular component: preribosome, large subunit precursor; nucleolus. Gene Ontology annotation, molecular function: RNA binding. NCBI's taxonomy places the organism in Eukaryota, Fungi, Ascomycota, Sordariomycetes, Hypocreales, Cordycipitaceae.
AUGGCAACAUGCCUGUCGAAGCGCUCCAAAACCUUCAACCUGACGCAGGUCAACAAAAAGGGCCGCGAGCAAAAGGACAAGCUCUUUCAGAACAUUCGCGACGCCGUCCCCGAGUACCAGCACUGCGUCGUAUUCUGCAUCGACAACAUGCGCAACACGUACCUGAAGAAUGUCCGUCGGGAGCUGUCCGACAGCAGACUCUUCUUCGGCAAGACCAAGCUCAUGGCCAAGGCGCUCGGGCAGACCCCCGAAGAGGCCGUCGCGCCGGGCAUCCAGGCGAUUGCGCGCAUCCUCGCCGGCAACGUCGGUCUCGUCUUCACCAACCGCGACCCGGCCGCGGUGCUGGCCUACUUUGACGGGCUCGCGCUCGUCGACUUUGCGCGCGCCGGCGUCGUCGCCACCCGCACCUUUUCCAUCCCCACCGGCGUCGUCCACGCCACCGCCGGCGAGGUGCCCGCCGAGCACGACGUGCCGCUCGAGCACACCCUCGAGCCCGAGCUGCGCCGCCUCGGCGUCCCCACCCGCAUGGUCAAGGGCCGCGUCGUCCUCGGCGACGAGGACGGCGAGGGCGAGGCCUACGUCGUCUGCAAGGAGGGCGACGUCCUCGACUCCCGCCAGACAAGGCUGCUCAAGAUGUUUGACGUUUGCUUGAGCGAGUUCAAGGUCAAGGUCCUGGCGUACUGGAGCGCGGCCACUGGCGAAGUCACUCAGGUUGACGCCACCACCACCCCCAUGGAGGAGGAUUAA